UCCACCCUGGAGAGUUCAAGCUGGAUGGGAUUGGGAGGAAUGGCGAUAGAGACGGGGACAGAAGGUGGAAUUUCGUGCUAUGAACAGCAGCGCGGUCGCUCCAGAAAACGACGAAAGAAGAAAAGGAAAGAGAAAAAAGAAAAAAAUCGUUCUUCGUAUGCCAGGCCCAAUCGAGUAUGAUAUCGAGCGGAAUUGUUUGUUUUGCCGGAAACACGAAAUCGAAUCGUGAAACGAAAAGAAAAGAAAAUGAUCGAAGAUAUUUACAGUUCCCGAAUCUCGUGGGUACCUACCCAUCUAAGCAAACUCUCCAUAAGUUUUGGGUUUAAUCGAUACACACGUACUUUUUUCACAUCCGCGCAAUGAGAUUUCUAUUUCAGUUUCCGUUUUCUUUGUUUUUGUUAAUUUCCAAUUUGUAUUUGUUACUCUCUCUCUCUCUCUCUGCCCUCUCUUUUUCCCUCGUUUUGAUGUUUUUGUUUAGUGUUUGUUUGACCUUUGGAAAGUAGGAUUGUGUGGUAAUGUAUUUGUCACCGCUCCAAAGCUGACACCCCCUAACUAAUAAGAAAGAAUAUUUAUUUAUUUUGUUUAGUGAUUUACAAGUGGAUAGAGAGUCAGAGAUAAAUACAGAUUCUUAUUAGACACGAUUUUUAUUCCAAAAGUUCUUAAUUUUAUUGGGUGGGUGAUUUUCUAGGCCCUAGGGUUUCAUCCUGUGCAUUGCUCGUAUAUCCGCUGCCUAUUUGUGAGAUUUGAUGCUACGGAAUGCCAAGGGUUGCCGAUCUUUCUUGAUUUCUUCAUCUGGGUAGUCCGAGCUCCUCAAUUCCUCAUCUGGGUCGGUCAGUUUUCUGUUUUAAUCUCCCAAUUCUUAAUCCCCCUUUCCAGAAUUUCCCUGUGCUUUCUUAUGCGUUUUGGGGAAUUUUAUCUGUUAGGCCCUUUUUAACUUUGGACUUCAGGGUUUAACCGACAGAGGAAUUUGUGUUCUUUGGUUCAAUCUUCUUCUACUAGUGACCAUCGGUUUUUGGAAUGAAUUCGCAGCUUGGAGUUUCUUAUGUAGUUAGUUUGGUGAUUUCCUGGUGCUGACUCUUCAGUGAGGAACUUGAUUGGUGCUGUGGCAUCCAUAUAAAUGAUGUUUCAUGUUCAAGGACCUUUAAAACACACUUGUAGCCUCCUUGCAGUCUUAUGUGGUAGAACUUCAGGGGACAGGCAAAAGCAAAAUGCAGAUGAUGGUCUAGGAUAUCCCUUCCCAGAGAUUGCUUCUUCCGGGCGUUUAGAGGUUCAAACUCUGACCAAUCCGAGUGUAGAAGAGUUCCAUAAAAUUCUUAAUUCAUUCAAGCCAAAUUUUGUGUACUUGCAAGGAGAACACCUUCCAAACGAUGAAGUUGGAUCUCUGGUGUGGGCAGGUGUUGACUUGUCCACUGCUGAAUCUAUAGAUGGGCUCUUUGGCACCACAUUGCCAACCACUGUUUAUUUGGAGCUGCCUGAUGGUGAAAAGUUAGCAGAGUCUCUUCAUUCUAAGGGGAUUCCUUAUGUGAUAUAUUGGAAGAAUAAAUUUUCUCGUUAUGCUGCUUGCCAUUUUAGGCAUGCAUUAUUUUCAGUUGUACAAAGUUCACCUAGCCAUACAUGGGAUGCUUUCCAGCUUGCUUAUUCUUCCUUUAGACUUUACUGUGUAAGAAGCAACUUUAUGCUUCCAGCUACUGGCCAGAAAAGUAAUGAUAAGCUGGGUCCAUGCCUUCUUGGGGAACCUCCAAAAAUCAGUGUUAUUCAACCUGAGAUGGCUACUGGGGAUGAUGAAAGCUCUCAGGAUGAUUUGCCUGCUAUAAAGAUAUAUGAUGAUGAUGUUAGUGUGAAGUUUCUACUUUGUGGAGUGGCAUCCACUUUGGAUGCUGGCCUAUUAGGAUCUAUUGAAGAUGGCCUCAAUGCUCUUUUGAGUAUUGAAAUUCGAGGAAGUAAACUUCAUAACCGGGUUAGUGCUGUACCUCCACCUCUUCAAGCAGGUACAAUUUCCCGGGGUGUUGUGACCAUGCGGUGUGAUAUAUCAACGUGUAGUUCUGCCCACAUCUCACUUCUGGUCUCGGGCAGUGCAGAAACUUGCUUUGAUGAUCAGCUCUUAGAGAAUCACAUAAAGGGCGAAGUGAUUGAAAAGAACCAGCUAGUCCAUGCAGUGCCAAUCUGUGAGGGAAUUAAGAAACGUUUGUCAGAACCUCGUACAUCUACUUCAAUAGCUUGUGGGGCAACAGUAUUUGAAGUUUGCAUGAGGGUCCCUACAUGGGCUUCACAGGGAUUAGCUGUUGCUUCAUUUCAGAAAGAUGAUGCAGAUAGACUUCUUUUCAUCUGCAGUAAGCAGGGGAAAGAUUCAAGUCUAAGCAACUCCUAUUCUGGUAUCUCUGCUAGUUGGCUGAGAUCACCUGCUCCUAGUAGAAAGAGGUCUGCGAUAUGCCUGCAAGCAAGUUCAGGCUCUCAUAAUGAUUUGGUUUCUGGAACCCAAAAAGCUGCCAGAAGGGAAGAUGAGGAUAUGGAUAAUGGAUUGAAACACAGAAGUAACAUGCACCUCGGACCUGUUAGACAAAAGCUGAAAGUUGCGGCAAUGAGGCCUAUUCCUCAUAUUCGUCACCGGAAAAUGCUACCGUUUUCUGCAACAGCCGAGGCAGAUUGGCAUGAUAGAGGCCAAAUAAAGGCUAAUUCCUUGCCCGCUCCUUCAUUGAAGCACAAUUUGAUGGGAUCAACUCCCGUCUCUCAUCGCAAAUCAAAUUCAAAUUCAUUUCAGGCUAAACAGAUGAUUUCAUUGAAUCCUCUGCCCCUGAAGAAACAUGAUUGUGACAGAAGCCCAAUUCACGUCUGCUCUGAGGAGGAGUUUCUUAAAGAUGUAAUGCAGUUUUUAAUUCUUCGAGGACAUACCCGUCUUGUUCCUCAGGGUGGGCUGGCAGAGUUCCCUGAUGCUAUCCUUAAUGCAAAACGCCUGGAUCUCUUCAACUUGUAUAGGGAGGUUGUCUCAAGAGGUGGCUUUCACGUCGGCAAUGGAAUCAAUUGGAAAGGACAGGUCUUCUCAAAGAUGCGAAAUCACACAGUGACAAAUAGAAUGACUGGUGUUGGGAACACACUAAAAAGACAUUAUGAAACUUACCUUCUGGAGUACGAGUUGGCUCACGACGAUGUAGAUGGAGAGUGCUGCUUGUUAUGUCACAGUAGUGCAGCAGGCGACUGGGUGAACUGCGGUAUUUGUGGCGAGUGGGCACAUUUUGGUUGUGACAGAAGGCCGGGCCUCGGUGCCUUUAAGGAUUAUGCCAAAACAGAUGGAUUGGAGUACAUUUGUCCCCAGUGCAGCAUCUCAAAUUUUAAGAAGAAAUUGCAGAAAACAACGAAUGGAUAUCCAUAAGUUGGGAGUUUGGAAUUGGAUUUUGGGAUUUAUUUCGUCGAGCUCUUCUUAAAAUUUCUUCAUUUCUUCCAUCACCAUUUAUGAUGGAGAAAUUUGUGGAGUUGUAGUACUAGUAGUAGGCCUACCACAUGUAUUAUUAACAUCAUCUCCCCACCUUUCUCCAUCAAAGGGUGGCUUUGGACAGUUGGGGAGAACUGAAUGCCAUUGCCAGAGAUCAGAGAACACACCAAGGAAGCAAAGGAAGCCAAUUUAUGGGCACUAAUUAACCAACUUUUCCUUCUUUUUCUUUUUAGUUUUUCAUACUUUGGGGUUGGGGGUUUGCUUAGGAAUGAAUCCCUUGUUGAGGGGAAAUGUAACAUGAUGUAUUUUCUGGGAAAUAAUGUUUUGUAGCCGUAUAUAUAUAUAUAUAUAUACACACAUAUAUAUAGUUUUAUGGAAUCAUUCUAGCUA
Messenger RNA from Diospyros lotus (date-plum), 3817 nucleotides. RefSeq names its product AT-rich interactive domain-containing protein 4-like. Lineage: Eukaryota; Viridiplantae; Streptophyta; Magnoliopsida; Ericales; Ebenaceae. The transcript is spliced from 15 exons. The coding region runs from base 1118 to 3367 and encodes 749 amino acids. The record is from RefSeq and is a predicted model, not a curated record. Gene Ontology annotation, molecular function: DNA binding.